Messenger RNA from Hydatigera taeniaeformis, 9693 nucleotides. Lineage: Eukaryota; Metazoa; Platyhelminthes; Cestoda; Cyclophyllidea; Taeniidae. The record is from the annotation of a GenBank genome assembly.
AUGGGAAAGCAUUUGAUAUCUGCAGGCCAUUUUGUUGUAGCAUUGGACUACGUUCUAAUUUCGCUUCACUUCGUUGCUCGCAUUACGCCUCAAAGUUUGAGUGUCUGGGAAUCCGAGUUUUGUGAUUUUAAAUGUCUUCAGCCUCUCUUGGAAACGUAUUACGAGGAUAUUCUGGCUGCUUUGUUUGCUGUUGUUUGCGCAUCCUUAGAAAACCAUUCUCAAAGUGCCGCCGUAGUCUCCUUGCUUCAUGAUCUGGCUUUUUGGAUCCAAUCGAGCAACGAACCGAAAAUUAUCCAUCACUUUGUUCGACUUCUGACGAUCGGAACUCCAAACGUUCUCUCUUCACUAAUUCGAGUUCUUCCCACAAAUUCAGCCAAUUCCUUUGUUUGGCUCUGCAUUAAAAUUUCUGCUCCACUUCGUCAUCGCAUAAAUCGUGCUUGUGUACAUGUUUUGGUGGGUUCAUACAUUGAGAUCUUCGAAAGUGACGCAAACAGCCAACCGAAUUUAUGCGUACUAGCGGAACUUCUCAAUCCCUACUUAGAGAGCCUUAAUGAUGUUGAAGAAAAUAAAUUGGGCCAUCAGGAUGUUGUCUUCAUCAUUCGGAUGUUUUCUGAGGUCGCUUGUAGAUCUCCUUCGGCUUGCCGCUUCCGGUAUGCAUUGCUUCAGUCUUUUAUUUGUCCCUACCUGAUUUCCGUUCGAAUGGUCAGCACACCUCAGAUUGCCCUAGCCCUCGAGCUUGUUUCCUCGUUCAUCCGUUUGGUCGGUGAUCUCUCGGAGCUAGAGGCAAUUCAAACGGCUUCUGAUGCCCUCCCUCAUCUUAAUCAUGUCAUCCUCAAUGCACCCGUUUCAGCGGCUAGCAUGAUGCCUGUUGUCAAUGCAUUUGUCGACUCCCUCACUCUCUCCACUUCGGUUUUAUGGCCACCAUACCUGACUUUCUGUGAUAUCAGUGGCGACCCGAAAACUCUUCUGCUUAAGUCGCUUGUACUCAAUUUCCUUCAACUCGUCCUUCGAUGCGUACAAGCUGAACCAUUCGCGACCCACUCUGACCUCAGGAUCAGUGCCUGGACUGCUCUUUGGCGUGUUUUGUCUCACCCACAAUGUAGACAUUGGAUGUCACAACCAUUUCUUCGUACCGGAACUGGUGGCUCUUUGCUUCUUUCACUAACGAAGGCGGCAGAGGGCCAACUUGAUGACAUGGUUGAUGCGUCCAUCAACCUUCAUGUUUCGCUGAUUGGAGUGUUAUGUGGCCUCUACAGUGGGCAAAAAUUCAUCCUAGAACCAAAGGUAAGGACUCUAUCCAUUCCUCCAAGCUACUACCUGAAUAUGGAGAAGAAAAUGUACGUCCACAAAGAUUCACCCGUCCAAAAGCACAUUGACCUUCUCUUCUUCAUUUUCCAUCGAUUUUUGCGUAUCUGUGACCUCAGAAAACCUGCUCACCCUUAUACAUUGAAAAGUUUUGUGCAAAAAGUCCUUAAGCUUCGAAGACACGACCUCAUAGGCAAUGUUGCGGUCAAUAACAAUCAAAUUAGAGCAUGGAUAUCCAACGUAAUUACUGAUGUACUGGAGUUGCUGCACUCCCAACAGCCUCAGAAUGAAGACUCCAAUCAUUCGAUUCCGGAUCUCCUUGUUGAGUUCCUUGAAUUCUUUUGUAUUAGAAAUGAAAAUGAGUCAUUGUCUCGUCUGUUCCAAAUCACUUCCGUCCAACUCAGCAGUUUACUUCAACUUGCCAUUAAAACCAAUUCUCGUAGGUUGAAGUUGCGAAUUGUCCGUCUCCUAGUGGGAUGGUCAGGCCACACGGACCCCUUGGAACCUGAGUGCUUCCUUGCAUGGCCUCAGUACCUGAACUUCUCUUCACCUGCCACUCUCGACCAGUCACAAACCGUUGAUCCAAAUGAUACUUCAGUGUUCAAAAACUUUGCCUUUGUUCGGUCAAGUAUCUCGCUUGAUCAAUGGCAGUUUGACCCUACUUGCGCUUAUCCAUUAACCCUCAUCUCCACGAUCUGGCCUCUGUCUAACGAUCAGUAUCCGGUUGAUCAUGACGGACGACUCGUUUGGUUAGUUCCCUCAACCAGGGGUGUUUACACUCGUGUCAAACGAAGGGAUCUCUGUAUGGUGAACCAUUCCAAAAGGAACUCUUCGGAGUUUAUCUUGUUCGGUGACGCGUACCUCUCGGAUGCUCUGACUUCCAACUUUUGGGGUCAUAUGCUAUUUAGUAUUCUGUGGAACAAGAACUCAGAGGCGAAUCUUACGGGGAUUGUAUCCGUCACAACCAAUGCAUCAACGUACACAGAAUCAACAAUUAAACUUUCUCCUUUGGCAUCCUCUCAAAUUCCGGGCAGGAAUUGCGCAUUUAACCUUGCACACAGACGUCAAUUCACGAAUAGUAUGUGUUUAUUAAGCUUAUGGAUGGGUCAUGCAACUGCUGCAUUUGAAGUCUCGAAGAAUGCCAUUUCGAAAGAAUCUUACAUCCUUACCAAUGGAUUUCAUAUAUUCACCGGUGAUAUUCUCUCCCAAACGCCAGCCAAAUCAACAGAAGGAUCUCGAGCAAAGUUAAGGGAACUGGCUCUUUACUUUGCUCUAUGUGGACCCUUGUGGACUGUCAAUCUGCUCUCUUCCUCCAGAGAUGUCUGGCCUACAUUGUCAGCUAGGGGUCGUUGCUAUCUCAAUUCUCUCCUUCUCCGUCUUCCUCCACGAGAAUUAGGGGAUUUGUUUAUGCGAGGACAGUGCCUCCUGGAUGCUGUGACACAGUUUCGAGGUAGUACAACGCCUUGGAUCCACACUUUGAAGAAAUUAAUCCGUCGCAACCUCUUGGUUUCCACUGGGUACCCAUCAUUGGCCAGUGUUAAGUGGACUAUUCGGAUUCCUCCAAACCAUCUUAUUCCUUCACCCUCCCCAGAUUUUACCUCAUUAAUCCAUGAAAAGAUGAGAGGUCCAGUUUUACAAGUUGAUUCAAAACUGUGGGCGGUUGACCUUACGUCAAAUCAUGAUGUCGAAGUCACUGAUCAGAGCAUCAACUGCCUGACGAAGUGUAGCGUUGAUGCAGCCAUCGCGUCUAUCGGCGGCAUCGACUUAGCCUUUUUCCUCGCUGGCACAGCUGCUUGCGCAUCUGAUACUGACGCCGAGAUGAUUGCAGCCUCUCUCGACUUCGUUCUCACUCUCACAAGGCACUCCAUCGUCGCCGCCGAAAAGUUUUAUCGGCCUCUAUCAGAGGAACUCAUUUCCCAAUGCUCUCCUGACGCCUUUGACCGUUUGCACAUAACAAACUAUGGUUUAUGUCUUUUGACCUCUCUUAUAAAUCGAGUCUGUUUGAGGCGGUUGAGUCUCGCAUUGCAUGAGAUAUUCGUAAAACACGCAUAUGUGAAAGUUGUCGAUGAAAAAGUCCAUCUCCUGAUAGAUCCCGAGCUAGUCAUUUGCCAAAUAAUGUUUUCAUCUCUGGAGAGCCUUCCAGCCAUACUCAGUGCGGUUGGAGAUUGCUUUGUUAAUGCAAAUGGGAGUCACAACCAAAUCUUGGCCUGCAAUAUUGCAAGUGUGGACGGAUCUCGACUGAUUGAAGCUGCAGUUACUAGCUUUCGGAUUUGCUUUCCCACAUCGGAUGGCUCUGAGGAUGUUAAUCGAGCCUUCGAAUCAACAAGUGAAUCACUUUCUCGACUGCUUUCUCGACGUCUAGUCGUCUCUCCUCCACCAUCUGCCCUUCUCACGUUCCUGCUGCAAACAUUGGCCUCAGUUGAUCCCGAUCUGUACCACUGUGCGGCUGCACGCGCCUUCGCAUCGAAGGCGCGCGAUACUUCCCUGGCUGUGGAUUUGGUGGACCUUACUCGAUCUCGCCUAAGGUUCCUUAGAGGUGUGGCAAUCUCUACCUUCAGUGCCGCUCCCUCAAUCAAACGAGGUGAGGUGCCUACAUUUACUUAUUUGGUGAUGCUUUUCAUUACUGAACUUAUUGAGGGCUUUGACCCUCUCAUCGCAAUCAUUUUUCAAUAUGAGGCCGUGGUCCCAAAGGCAAAAGUUUUCCAAGCAUUAACUAAUGAAUCCUCUGAAGACUGUGCUGAGCAGCAUCCGUCUUCACCCUUGAGUGUUACUACAUCACUUCCCUUAAUCCCUCUACAUCCCCUCCUUACUCUAGAGGGUGUAAGCGAGGCUGAGGCUGCUACUCUGGCUAAAUUUCGGGAAAACAUUCUCUCUGGUUGUGACCAAAGUGAUUCUAGUCUAUCAUCCACUCUCUUCGGCUCGUGUAACAGUUUGUUGGAUUUCGGAAACCUUGAUGCAGUCGAAGAGGAAAUAGAAAACGGCUGUGGGCGUAGCUCUUUGCUCACACGGUAUCACAGUUUACCUGAUAUCUCGAUGUCAGUGUCGGAGUCUUCCUCAUUUGCGUCACAGUCCGUUACAGAAGCUUCCACUUCUUUGACCAAUGGUGAAACAGGUCCUUACGAGAAGCAGUGUUAUUUUACUACCACUGACCUUGACGCACCGGUAAUAUCUCCGCUUCAGCUCUCUCAAAGGCAUCAUCUUGCCGCUUUGAUGCUGUCCGCUCUUACCCAAUUCUGGCAAAUGACAACAGCAAGAGCUGUUGUCGGAGCUGAGCUAGAAAAGAAUCUUUUAAUUCCUCCAUUCUGGCUCAUUUACCACCUCGGCUGCCAUCCCUGCGUCAAAUUUCGUGAACACGCCUUGUCUCUUUAUAUGACGUUGCUGAGCGUGCAGUCGGAUUGUAAAAUGUGCCACUCUUCGAUCUCUGACCGCGUCUUGGCAAUGCAAUUCCUUUCGGACACUUCCUCGAUUACGCUUCAGUACUGCUCGUCAGUGACGGAGAUGCGGUGUGCCGCCAGAUGUGUAUUAGAUCCAGGUGGCUGCUCCCUUGUCUCUCUUGCACAUUUCGCUUUGACUUCACAAUCGUUACUUUCUUCUGCGUGCAAAACCCUCGAUUCAGUUGUCAACACGAAGCCAAAUCAGGCUGCAGAGAGCGUCGUAGUUCCCGCAUCUAUUGCCUUGGCAGUUAUUGCGUCUUCUUUGGUGGAUAUUGAAUCAUUCCGGCAGAUAUGCAAUGAAAAACCAAUUGAGAAAGCUUUAUUAGUGGAACAAACCAAUCGGUGUAUGGAAUGCCUCGACAUUCUCUCAAAUUUCUUCAACUUUGUAAAGGCGGAUUUUGACUUUCUAAUUUCUCUUUGCAACUCCUUUUCCCUGUACAUUCUCCUGGAAAUGGUAUUCUUUCUCCAAUCCACUUGUUCGGAAGCUGUCAGUACCAACGCCUACACUGAACGAUUUCACGAGCUUGGGAACUUGAUUUCUCGUCUACUGAGUUCCAUCAUCUCCAGAGCCAAGGAUCGGGUUACAUUUGGUCAAGCCAAAGGGAUAAUUUCUCAUCUACGUUUCGGUGGCAACUCCAUCGACAGGAAGGACCGUCCAGCCUCCAACCAGAUGUGCAUUGUUCGUGAGGCUCUUCUUCGUGUCUUACUCUCAUUAUCUGGACGCAUCCUCAAGGAUCUUAAUGGAGAUGCAUCGGACACGGAAUCUCUCCUAUCGCAACUCUGUUGGACGGCAGUUGCAGUUGAAGAUACUCUUCUUUACAAAGGAUCGGCGACAUCUCUUGAAUCAUUGACUGCGGAUCCACCAAGUCUUGAAUGCCCACAGUUUCCCAUCAUUCAUCUACUGGAGAAGGCCCUUAUAACUCUCUUUGUGAACUCUGCGUCUCAUGCCAUGCGGAACACCGGAGAUGCGAUUUGGCCCAUACUAUCGAGCAGUCUUAUGCGUCUGUUGCACACAUGGUGUGAAGCUUUGUUGGAAACAUUUACGAUUUCAUCUACGGGUCUUUGGCUUUUAACCCUCCUUUCCCAAGAGCCCGACAUCAUCCAACAUGGGGCAGUUUUUUACUACUCUAAUAUUCUCAUUGAACUGAGGAAUAAUCUUCAAAUGUUAGAGGCCGUCUUUUCGAUCAAACCGAAGAAACCUAAACCACUCGAGUGCAAUCGAGGAACACACGAAGACACACCGUUAACUUAUAGCGCAUACGGAAAUGACUUUGUAGGCGACCAUGACGAAGCUGCAAGACGGAAAAUCGAUUAUGAUAAGGUCUCGAAUGCUGUGAAAAUUUUGCUCGAGUGGGUGGAAAAGCUGUGUUCCAACUUCGAUCACAUUCCGAAAAAAUCAUCCCAACUUGCGAUACCCACUCCCACACUACCCAUUUCUGAGCUGAAUCUCUGUCCUCCGUUGCACGUUGAUCAAUUUGAUUGGCUCUCACCACUACGGGGAGCCAAUGAGGAGAGUCAACACCAAUGGUCGAUGCUCGUCUCCCAGCAUAGACACAUCCUCGAUGUGGUGGCUCCGUUCUACUGGAUGCAGCUAAGUGGUGCUAUGGGUCAUGAAUGUUCCGUCUUUUGCGUCGGGGCCCUAAAGCCUGCCUUUUCACACGUUGACACCUUUGAAGAUGAGUCGAGACGGCGCUGUCGACGACGGCCAGUGGUUAUUUGGAUUGACGAUCGUUUUGUGAGAUCGCCGUCUGUAAAUGCUUUAGGCCAAUAUCUUAAGAGUCAUCCGCUGAGUCCUCUGAUGAUGCACCAAUCGACCUACACCCCGGCUAGAGGACUGGCAAGGAAGCGCUGCCUCCUGACACCACACAUCCAGUUUCCACCCUCUUGUCAAGCUCUCUUUCCGCCGCCAGUUGCAUUCUCAGACCGGUGUCUCGGCGUCUGGUCGUGUCGACUAGUCGGAAUCUCUGAUUCUAUUCCGCUGAAUGGAGAUCUCACUCUAGAUGCCAACUGGAUCCGUCUAGUUAUCAACGACAAGGAAUUGUUGGAGUUUACUAUGCGCAAUAGGCAUUGCACUGGCGCACUGAUGCAUGGUUUAGGUGGGGAAGACAGCCAGAAGGAAGUACUGGCUUGUCCCCUACGUACAAUCACACGCGUGGAAGAGAGGCGUUUUGAACUUCGCGAUCUUGCUCUGGAGCUCUUCUUCGAGCGUGCUUGUAACAUGCCGCCUAUAAUGAUAGCUUUUUGUUCGAACAAGAAUGCUUCCCAACAUGGAUAUCUGUUCUGUCCAAAGGAACGCGACCAUUUUAUUCGGAGUCUGGUGGAGGCGUGUGGUUCGUUGUGCACUCGUCCACUCGAUGAAUGGUGGCGGAUACCUGCAGGACGGCGGAUGACUGUCCUCGGCCAAGCUACGUCUGUCAGAUCUAGUCGAGGGCAGCGACUCUCAUUGCGAGACCUUUGCGAUAUCCUUGUAACACCUUUUUCUACGCCAUUUGUUGGUCCCAUCAGCCGUGCUCGCCUUCUCGACGCUCAAGUCGCUUGGCUCCGUGGUCAGAUAUCAAACUUUGACUACAUAAUGGCACUCAACACUGCUGCUGGAAGGACAUACAAUGAUAUUACACAAUACCCUAUCUUCCCCUGGAUCAUUGCCGAUUAUGAAAGUGAGGUGCUUGAUCUCGAGAAGCCGUCAAUUAGUUUUCGACGCCUAGAUCGACCCAUCUCGGUGCAAACAGAGUCUCGCAUAAGAGAUGUUUCAAGGCACUACGAAGAGAUGAAAGCGCAGCAGCUGGAGCUGGAUGUUGCUGUUGGGGAAGACCAGAGAACACUGUUUUGUCCCAUUUUUCACUACCCUUCAUUCUGCUCAAACGAAGCUAUCACAUUACAUCUCCUCUUUCGUCUCAUCCCGUAUGCCUUUCGUCUAAUACAAUUCCAAGAUGGAAAUUUUGACGACCCUAAUCGCCUCUUUCAUUCGGUCGCUUCUGAGUGGUCACUAACCACGAGUUCCACAGCCUUUGCUAAGGAAUUGGUUCCCGAGUUCUACUUUCGACCAGACAUGUUUAUCAAUUGUGAAAACUUUGAACUCGGCGCUCGACAUGAUGGAGAAAUCGUCGAUUCGGUCAAGCUACCUCCUUGGGCUAAAGGUGAUCCACGUCUCUUUGUCCUUGUUAACCGAGCUGCCUUGGAAAGUUCUUACGUUACUGCUCACCUACCCGAGUGGAUUGAUCUCGUCUUUGGCUAUAAACAAACCGGUCGUUGGGGUGAACGCGCCAUUAAUCUCUACCAUCCAUUUACGUAUUUCGGGGCAAUUGACGUUGAAAACAUUGAGGACCCUUUGCGACGUGGGGCUGUGGAGUCUAUGAUCCGUAACUACGGCCAAGUACCACGCCAAUUGUUUCCAAAUCAUCCUCAUCCUCGAAGAACCACCUCCUUUAUCACCGUCAAAACCUCUACAGACCGCCACAGAUACUCUGAUUUCUUCAAUCUCUCCCGAAUAAUUCGCUACGUUCUUUCGCGUCAGCAAGCGACUAUGAUGCUUCGCAGAGCCGAGGAGAACGAGUUUCAAUCAUUCCAAUCAGUGGUCGAUUCGCCGAUUGCAAUGGUCAAGCCAUUGACAACGGAGGAGGAGGAGCCUUGGUCAAAUCCUGGAAUAAGUGCAGCUACUUCAGUUCCACUCACUGCCGGUGCGCCAUUGGACACUGUGCAGGGACUGCGUUGGGGUAAAUGGGCUGGAAGCCCUCAAUUGGAGCCGCUCGGAAUCAGCUGGUAUGCUAACCUUCAAGGCGGCUCACGACCCUACCGCCUUCGCAGCAACUCUUCCGAGCAACCUUACGCUCCUUGGACCAUUUUAGUCACAGAUUCCCGUGCUUCUCUGGUUCUCCUUCGUCUUCCCUCCUACCCUCUUUUACUUGUCAAAAUUACUCUUCUCUCCAAUGUAAUUACAUUGACUGCCAGGCGUUUUGUUGAUGGGCUUGAGUUAUAUUCCACUACUAUACCAGUGCCGUUUGUGGAGCAAGCGUCAAUUUUUAUUGCUGCUCCUUCCGUUGAUGCAAAGCCCCUUUCGCACAACGCCCAGAUCCAUUUGCUCGUGCUAUAUCAACAUAUUCCGCUUUCAUCCGAAGGUCUCUUCAGCUUUGAUGAUCUCAUUGACGAUUACUCGAAGGCGCGCGGAGGUCGAAAUGAUAAAAAAGUACGCCUCUCCUCCUCCCAUGUGAACGUGGGUUGGCGAUAUCUGAUCGGUCACAUAGGCGCCAACGUCAGUUGCGUUGACACUUGUGUCCAACACGGACUGAUUGCCAGCGGAGAUACAAAUGGUCGUGUAGUUGUCUGGGAUCUUGCCUCCACAGCAUUCAUUGCUCUUUUGGAAAUGGACGAAGACAGUGGCGUUUUUGGGAGAGUUUGUGGUCUGGCCUUUGAUCAAACGUUGGGUGAUCUUUUGGUAGCUCGAACCGGGCCUGCUGGAUCUCACGAGACCUGGAUUGGGCUGUUCACGGCAGACUGCCGGCAGAGCUGUAGCAGAAUCCUCGAUUUUCAAGCUGAGACGGGAUUUACGACCAACACCGACUCAUAUCCCUAUUUUAACUCGCACGACAAUCUGCCUAUCGUAUUUUCCCACCACCAAGGUUGUCAAGUUGGUUGUAUCCUCAUCGGUGGUCCAGGUGGCUGCCUUAUUUGGCUCAGCAGUUGGACUCUUAAUACUGUCUCUGUCAUGCGGUUGGAUCAACCUUCACCAUGUCCUGUAAUCGCUCUGUCAUUUGUCCCGUCAUCAUCAGUAUCUACCAUGAGGCCCGCUGAUCAGACCCAUACGGAUUCCGCCCUUUACAUUAUCGACUCUGAAGGUUGGAUUUAUUUCUUGGAAUCGAGCCCUAAGGCACCGCCGCGCCAACUCAGGAUUUCAGCACCAGGAACGCGGAAGUAUCAAGACAGUAAUUCUCUCCUUCUCCCGGGCGUCUGGCUUUGA